AAUUUCUAAUAAUAUGGUAAAAAAUAAACGAAACACAUUCGAUUCGUGUUGGUUGCAUGCAAACGUCUGAACAGAACUGCAAUAGUCCUUUAAAUAGCCACAUAGCCUUCUAGUUGAAUCCACGCUGCUGCGGCUAACGGUCUUCAAAUGUCCUACUGGGUCUGCUGCAAUUCCUGCUUUCUUUGCCCAAGUCCUGAGCGCAAACUGGCAGUGACGUCCUGCGGCCAUGUCAUCUGUAGUGUCUGCUAUCAGAAAGAAUGAAAACGUUGCGGUGUCAGAAAUGUUGGGCGGCUCUCUUCCAGGCAGCCAUGGCCGGUGUUUGAUAUGCAGCAGCCAGUGCCAGGUUUCUCCUCUUUCUGACAAAAGCAGCUCAGACGUGAAGGCUUUGUUUUCUGACAUCGGCGUUAUGGCAACCAGACAUCUGACAGAGAUCAGCAAAGUUGUGGCGUUUCAGGCCCGACAUCAGAAGAGGUUGCUCAAUUACUACAAGCAAAAGAACCAUAAACUAGAAGACAUGUUGGUCACUAUAAAGCAAGAAAUGCAGCAGAUGGGGAAGAAGCUGAAUGAUCAGAGGGCUUACAUUGCUAAGCUGGAAAAGUCUCUCCAGCACCACAGUUUAAAAGCUCCGUCUCAAAUCGGCAGCAGUCCUCACACCCCGCAUGGAAACAAAUCAGUGCUUCAGAUUCCAUACGAGUCUCCCGUGUUCCUCCCGCGUCACGCUUCAGCCACCAACAUAAUAAAUGUUGCUUUUGCUGAAAGCUUGUGGUUAAAGGAAGCGGUGAUGACAGCGGCGUGGCGUUCAGCAGCUGAACUAAUGAAGUGUGCCUUCCUGUGUGGCAGCAGCCAAAGCCUGGAGCUGGAAGAAAGGAGUCUGUUCAGGAAACCCGUUUCUGCGCCCAGACUGUCGGUGAUGAAGGCGCUGCCAGAGGGACGACCAGGACCCGCCACCCACUGGUCCUACAGCCAGAACCCACUGACCUCCCACUCUGCCCACUCAGCCACCGUCAGCCGUUUUUCUCCGUCCACUCCGGAGUCGUACGGUCAGAGUUCAGCCUGGAAGUCGCCUCAGUUCAAAGCUUCGUCCUCCUUCAGCCACUCUGCGUCCUUCCUGGGGUUCCCUCCUCCUUAAGGCUUCUGGUUGGAUACGACUGGUGAUGCAGCUUAAACCCAGCAUGCAAUGAGAGACAAACGGCUCUUUACUGUCAAACUGUAAAUGAAAUAAAUUGGUAAACGAG
Messenger RNA from Xiphophorus couchianus (Monterrey platyfish), 1235 nucleotides. RefSeq names its product ring finger protein 212 (gene rnf212). Bases 227 to 1129 code for a protein of 300 amino acids. The transcript has 13 exons. Gene Ontology annotation, cellular component: synaptonemal complex. Gene Ontology annotation, molecular function: SUMO transferase activity. Gene Ontology annotation, biological process: protein sumoylation; homologous chromosome pairing at meiosis; reciprocal meiotic recombination. The record is from RefSeq and is a predicted model, not a curated record. NCBI's taxonomy places the organism in Eukaryota, Metazoa, Chordata, Actinopteri, Cyprinodontiformes, Poeciliidae.